CCUUUGAAGAAAAACCUUCCCCAACCCCAACCCCAACCCAACCCAACCCAACCUCUUUUCUCUCUGCUAAUCCUGCACACGCACACCCUAUAUUUUCUCUUCAUCUACAUGGGUUCUCGACCGUUAACGCUAUAAUCAACUAUUUUCCCCUUACUUUCUCUCAUUUUUCUUUCUGGGUUCUUGGUCUCUUGGAUUUUAUUGCUUGAUUUCUCAUCUGGGUGUCUCUUAAAAUGGGUAAAAAUCAAGCUUACAAAGCUAUGCAGAGAGCCAGGCUGGGCUCCAGCUCUGCUGGGCCUGACGAGGUUGAAGACGGCAUGGUGGAUGGUUCAUUUCAUUCACCAGAGUGGCAUGCUGCUCGUUUGGCCAGUCUCAAAACUUCUCACACUAUCACCUGGGAGGAGUACAAAAAGAAGCAGAAGGAAGAUGAAAUUAGAAAAGGGGAACUGGAAGCAGAUAAGAAUAGAAUGAUGAGAGAGUACAGAGCUCAACUGGAUGCUGAAAGGGCACACAAGCUUGCCCAUGGACAAAACCACUCCAGUAGUAAAUCUAAUCACAAAAAAGAUAAGAAGGACAAAGAUUUGAAGAAACGGAGCAGCAGAAAGAGAAAGCAUUCAAGGAGGAGAUCUUCUGGGUCUAUCUCCUCAAGUUCAUCCUCAGAUUCAUCCAGCAGUGAUGAAGAUGAGAGAGAAUCAAGAAGAUCUAAAUCUAGGUCUAGGAAAGCGAGGAAGGAAAAGAAGCAGAAGUCAAGAACCAAGCACUCUAGCAGUGAUGAUGAAGAGGCUGAUGGUCCUGUGCCACUUUCAAGAUUCUUCGAUAGUGUAAAGACCUAAUUACAUUGUUGAAAACACUGUUGUGUACUUAUAAAAAUUCUGUUCCUACUAUAGGAGAUGAAUUUGUUCUUUCUUGACUAGCUCUUAGCAAAUAUGGAUCGAAUUUGUUUCUUCCC
Messenger RNA from Alnus glutinosa, 946 nucleotides. RefSeq lists its product as uncharacterized. Bases 231 to 830 code for a protein of 199 amino acids. The record is from RefSeq and is a predicted model, not a curated record. NCBI's taxonomy places the organism in Eukaryota, Viridiplantae, Streptophyta, Magnoliopsida, Fagales, Betulaceae. The transcript is spliced from 5 exons.